UUUUAUGCAGAUAAUAUCUAAUAAUAAAUUCAAGCAUGCGCUAAAAGCUCGAUUAAAAAUGUGCUUGUUUGAUUGUAUCAUUUUGAAAUAAAGCGGUGAGGGUGUAUGUAGUUUUUUACCAUGGAACUGUACGAAGUUAAAAGUGCGACUAAUGAAACCGUGCAAGCGAACUACAGUAAAUUAUCUGAUCAUAUAAGACGGUUGACACCGCAAGGUAUUCAGUGUAGCGUUUUCUGUGGCGGGACUAAUUGUAAAUACGAAAAUCCGGAAAACUGGAAAGCCGACAGUUUGGCCAUACAGGGGAUAUACUCACAUUGGAUAACUGACGAUAUUUUAGCGAUGGCACGUCCUAGUACUAUGGUGAUUGUACAAAAGAAUAUAAUUCAACAAUUUGAAAGUUUAGGAAUAAAAUCGAUAAUUAAUUUACAAUCACCGAGAGAGCAUGCAAGUUGCGGGCAACCGCUGGAAGAAUCGGGCUUUUCUUACGACCCAAAUAUAUUCAUGGAACACAAUAUUUUUUAUUACAAUUUCGCCUGGAAGGACUACGGGGAUGCCACGCUGGUGGGCCUCCUCAACAUGGUGAAGGUCCUGGCGUUUGCCGUAACGGAAGGACGCGUGGCUAUUCACUGCCACGCCGGUCUAGGGAGAACUGGGGUUCUGAUAGCGUGUUACUUGGUUUACUCGCUUCGAGUUAGCGCAAACGAUGCCAUAAGAUACGUCCGGUUGAAAAGGCCGGGGUCGGUCCAAACCCGGGGACAAAUUUUAUGUGUCCGCCAUUUCGCACAAUUUGUACUUCCCCGAACUAUAACCUACUGUCUCAAAGAAAACAUCAACAAAAACAAAUAUAUGAGUGAGUUUAGCUUGGUGCGGUUCCUGCACAGGCAGAGGGUCAUCCUCCACGGCUACGAGGAACGCACUUUCAAAUUCAUACCGAAGAUCGUCCACUGCAUUUGCGAGCGGAUUUUGAAGCUGUGUGGCUGCUGGAUUGACGAAUUCUCGUCAAACACGCCACUCACCUUCGAUUUCCUUUACACGAAACUCAACGGGAACAUCAAAAGAUACGAAAGUACCUACAGCUUGUGCAGCACGAACUCCGAUUCGCUCUUUUCCAACGAAUUAAAGUCUCCUGAAGAAAUCUCUUCACCUUCUAGUCCAAACCCUUCCGAGAAUGGCGACCCGAGCGACUCGUUUUCCGAAUUGAGCACCCUAGACGGUGACGAAAUAAGGGAAGAACUUUUAAUAGAAAAUCGAUGUUUUCAAGAGUUGGAAACACAAAAGUGUUUCAAUCAAGAAAUGAGUGAGGAAUCAAUAGUUAUCCAAGACAUAAAUGUCGCAGUCGAUGCACUAUUACUGGAUUAUUCAACGCUAUCGAAUGAGAUCAAAAAGAAAGUGAGACAGUUUCAAAUCGAAAUUAAUUCGUCCCAAGUCGGGUGGGCGAAGCUUGCGAUUGAGACGGACUUGAGGAUUUUAGCGAUGCUGCUUUUUGAGUGGAUCGAGAGUCUGAAGCAUCCGGUCAUGAAACGCGAGUUUUUUGAAAACAUUGUCGUCAAUUACAAGCAACCUGAAGUCUGCUUCCAGAAGUUUCCAGCUGAAGAAGGCUAUUUCAUGGAAUAUUUGCUCCGAUUUGUCAGUAAAAUUAACCCGAUUAGUAAAGAGAAUCAGGAGGAUUUGAUAAAACGGAUAAUUGCCGCAUGCUCGCAGCAAACUUUGCUAAUCCAAGGGAAGAUGAAACCGAUAGAUAAAGGGUUUAAAAAACUGCGGGACGGAACGUUGGCUUGCACAAUAGAGUUUUUCCAGUCGUUGUUUGAACUGAUUGAAGUUCACCACAGCCUUAAGUCGAGUGUUUACUUAGAAGAAAGCAAGAUGUAUAACGAGAAUGAUCUCGAGAAUGACUUCCAAUAAACGAAAUGUGUGUGUGAAAUACUAUUUUUUUAAUGUAUGUACUUCUUUAAUGAAUCUCCUUAAUCCAU
Molecule: messenger RNA, 1970 nt
Organism: Tribolium castaneum (red flour beetle)
Lineage: Eukaryota; Metazoa; Arthropoda; Insecta; Coleoptera; Tenebrionidae
Product: protein tyrosine phosphatase domain-containing protein 1
Exons: 9
Coding region: 121-1902 (593 amino acids)
Biological process (GO): protein dephosphorylation; cilium assembly
Cellular component (GO): cytoplasm
Molecular function (GO): protein tyrosine/serine/threonine phosphatase activity; protein tyrosine phosphatase activity
Source: RefSeq, a predicted model, not a curated record